Molecule: messenger RNA, 1875 nt
Organism: Gracilinanus agilis (Agile Gracile Mouse Opossum)
Lineage: Eukaryota; Metazoa; Chordata; Mammalia; Didelphimorphia; Didelphidae
Gene: PRKAA2
Product: protein kinase AMP-activated catalytic subunit alpha 2
Exons: 9
Coding region: 63-1718 (551 amino acids)
Biological process (GO): intracellular signal transduction; protein phosphorylation
Cellular component (GO): cytoplasm
Molecular function (GO): ATP binding; protein serine/threonine kinase activity
Source: RefSeq, a predicted model, not a curated record
GGCUCGGCUCGGCCGCUGGCUCGGCGGCGCGGAGGAGGGGCCGGGGCCGGGGCCGGCGGACCAUGGCGGAGAAGCCGAAGCACGACGGGCGUGUGAAGAUCGGCCACUACGUGCUGGGCGACACACUGGGGGUCGGCACCUUCGGCAAAGUGAAGAUUGGAGAGCACCAGUUGACGGGUCAUAAAGUGGCAGUAAAAAUCUUAAAUAGACAGAAGAUUCGUAGUUUGGAUGUGGUUGGAAAAAUCAAAAGAGAGAUUCAAAAUCUGAAACUCUUCCGACAUCCUCAUAUUAUCAAACUAUACCAAGUCAUCAGUACCCCGACUGACUUUUUUAUGGUAAUGGAAUACGUAUCUGGUGGUGAAUUAUUUGACUACAUCUGUAAACAUGGACGGGUCGAAGAGACAGAGGCCAGGAGGCUUUUUCAGCAGAUUCUUUCUGCUGUGGAUUAUUGUCACAGACAUAUGGUUGUUCACAGAGACCUGAAACCCGAGAAUGUGCUGCUAGAUGCCCACAUGAAUGCCAAGAUUGCUGACUUUGGUUUAUCAAAUAUGAUGUCAGAUGGUGAAUUUCUGAGAACAAGCUGUGGGUCUCCAAAUUAUGCAGCACCCGAAGUCAUCUCAGGCAGGUUGUACGCGGGGCCCGAGGUGGACAUCUGGAGCUGCGGAGUGAUCCUGUACGCCCUCCUCUGUGGCACGCUGCCCUUCGACGACGAGCACGUCCCGACCUUAUUUAAGAAAAUUCGUGGAGGUGUUUUUUACAUCCCAGAGUAUCUGAACCGUUCUGUUGCUACUCUCCUCAUGCACAUGUUGCAAGUGGACCCCCUGAAACGAGCAACCAUCAAAGACAUCAGAGAGCACGAGUGGUUUAAACAAGAUUUGCCCAGUUAUUUAUUUCCUGAAGAUCCUUCCUACGAUGCAAAUGUCAUUGAUGACGAAGCCGUGAAGGAAGUGUGUGAAAAGUUUGAGUGCACGGAGUCCGAAGUGAUGAACAGCUUGUACAGCGGGGACCCUCAAGACCAGCUCGCAGUGGCUUAUCACCUCAUCAUUGAUAACCGGAGAAUCAUGAACCAAGCCAGUGAGUUCUACCUGGCCUCUAGCCCGCCCACCGGCUCCUUCAUGGAUGACAGCACCAUGCACAUCCCCAUUGGGCUGAAGCCACACCCUGAACGGAUGCCGCCUCUAAUAUCAGACAGUCCCAAGGCCAAGUGUCCCUUGGAUGCUCUGAAUACAACCAAGCCCAAAUCACUAGCUGUAAAAAAAGCCAAGUGGCAUCUGGGGAUUCGCAGCCAAAGCAAACCCUGUGACAUCAUGAGUGAAGUCUACCGGGCUAUGAGACAGCUAGGCUAUGAGUGGAAGGUGGUGAAUGCAUAUUAUCUUAGAGUAAGAAGAAAGAACCCCGUAACUGGCAAUUAUGUGAAAAUGAGCCUCCAGCUUUACCAGGUGGACAAUCGCAGUUACCUCUUGGAUUUCAAAAGUAUUGAUGAUGAUGUCACAGAGCAGAAGUCUGGUUCUUCAACACCUCAACGUUCAUGCUCUGCUGCUGGCUUACAUAGACCAAGGCUGAGUUUUGAUUCCACUGCAGCUGACUGUCAUUCUCUCACCGGAUCCCUGACUGGCUCCUUGACAGGGAGCGUGCCUUCUGUAACUCCACGCCUCGGCAGCCACACCAUGGAUUUUUUUGAAAUGUGCGCCAGUCUCAUUACUACAUUAGCGCGUUGAUGAUGACCCGUCAUUAGUCUCUGUCCUUGUGUUAUUGCACUAUGAGAAUCAAAUUUGUGUCUUUAAAUUAUUAUCUCCUCUUCUGGGUAUCUUAUACAAACUGAACACAACACAAACUGAAAGAUGUAUCCUAUAGGGACACCCAUUUCCAUAUCGA